Messenger RNA from Babesia microti strain RI, 588 nucleotides. RefSeq names its product small subunit ribosomal protein S7e. Gene Ontology annotation, molecular function: structural constituent of ribosome. The transcript has a single exon. NCBI's taxonomy places the organism in Eukaryota, Apicomplexa, Aconoidasida, Piroplasmida, Babesiidae. The record is from RefSeq and is a predicted model, not a curated record. Gene Ontology annotation, biological process: translation; ribosomal small subunit biogenesis; rRNA processing. Gene Ontology annotation, cellular component: 90S preribosome; cytosolic small ribosomal subunit; ribosome. Bases 1 to 588 code for a protein of 195 amino acids.
AUGCUUAUGCCUAGUGAUAAAAUUCGUCUCCAACCAGGCAAAAAGCCGACAGAUUUUGAGGAGGAGAUCUCUAAAUGCUUGUUUGACAUACAAACAUCCAACAACUCGGAACUAAAUGCCGAAAUUAAGGAUUUACGCAUUUCAAAGUGCUUAGAAAUCGAAGUAGGUGCUAUUAGGAAGAGGGCUAUUGUCAUAUUUGUGCCUUAUCGGACAUAUCAAAAUUCGGUCCGUAGAAUUCACGGCAGACUCAUCCUAGAGUUGGAGAAGAAGACCAAAAAACACAUAAUAUUGCUAGCACAAAGAACGAUUUUGAGCAAAAAUGCCAAACUUAAAACUUUCAACAUUAGACCUCGUAGUCGUACCCUUACCAGUGUUCACGAGGCUAUUUUAGAGGACAUUGUAGCUCCAACUGACAUUGUUGGCAAGGUAAUGCGGUUUAGACCAGAUGGCACAAGAGUUAUGAGAGUCUAUUUAGACUCUAAUGAUAGACAAAAUGAUAAUAUUGAGGACAAAUUAGAGACUUUUGCCGCGGUCUACAAAAAGUUGACCAAUAAGGAGGUUGUUUUCACUUUUAAGAAUUCGGCAUAG